AUGGAACCUCUCUCGCUAGAUCAACUCAAGGAAGAACUUGCCCGAAUCUUUCCUGAUGAGGAGGCCAAGAAGGUGGAAGUGGACGAGGCCAACCUGAGCAAGGUUGCGUCCCUGGUGCUCAAGUCUGAGGACGAUGCCGUGCUCGCCUCGCUCACCGAGGUAGUGGGCGACCUCGCCCGCAUCGACGAGAACCGUGAACGCCUGGGCGCCAUCGAGGGCGUCCUCGAGCGUCUGGUCGCCAUUCUCAUUCGCGCUCAGGAUGUCCCGCUGCAGAAGUGGACCGCGCGAGCUCUUGGCAACCUCUCCUACGAGCACGAGGAGAGUAUCGACAAGAUCAUUGCUGCCGGAGCGGUACCGCGGCUCAUCGAGCUGAUGGCCAGCGGUGACAUGGAGGUCAAGCGCAACAGCACCGGCGCUCUGGCCAACAUUUCCUCGGCCGACCACGCCAAGGAGUUGGUCGUCGAGAAGGGCGCGCUGCCCGUCGUGUUCGACCUUCUGCGCAGCGACAACGAGACUGUCCAAAUGAUGGCCUACCGGGUCAUCACGAACCUCGGCGACAACGAAAACAACCGGGUGGAGAUCGUCAAGGCCGGUGGGCUCAAGCUGCUCGUCGACUUUGUGCUCAAGAACGAGGACGAAUCGACCACGGUCGAGGCGCUCAACGCCCUCUGCGUUCUGGUCGAGAACAAGCAACACGCAAUUGAGUUUGCGAAGGAGGGCGGACUUAAGGCUCUCGUGCCGCUCGUCGGCGAUGACGAGUCCGAGACUGCCCAGGCGACCGCCGCCGAUCUUCUCCACACCCUGGCCACCAUUGACGAACUCAAGACGUGGUUCCUCGCCGAGGGCCUCAUUGCGCCCCUGCUGAAGCUCGCCAAGUCGGACGAAGUCACCACCCGCAAGAAGAGCAUCAAGAUCAUCGCCCAGCUUGUCCUCAACGACGAGGUGGCGAACAGCCUGUUCCAAGAAGCGGAUCUACUGCUUGAUUUGCUCAAGUCGGAGGACCCUGAAAUUCAGCUGCACACCACCAUGAUCAUCGGAAACAUUGCUCGCUCUGAUGAGAACUGCGUCAAGUUGGUGGAUGCGGGCGCUGCCCAGUUGCUCGGCCAGCUGCUCCUCGUCAAGGACCCUCGUCUGCAGCAGCUCGCCGCCGGCGCCCUCCGCAACCUCGCCAUUCCCGCCCAGAACAAGGCCAAGGUGGCCGAGAGCGGUGUGUUCCCGGGCCUCAUCGCGUGCCUCUCGUCGACCAACGCGCAUGCCAUGUUCGCCGCCAUCGGCGCCAUCAAGGCGCUGCUCGUCACGCCCGAGAACCGGCGAAAGUUCAUCGCGCUCGAGGGCCUCGAGGCCAUCAUCAGGAUCAAGGACGCCAUCAUCAUCGACGCCACCCAGCAGGACGACCCCGACGCCGCGCGAAAGCCCAAGGACCAGCGCAUCCAGUACGAGGCGGCCCGCACGCUGGCCGUGCUGACCGAGGAGGAGUCGGCCCGCGAUGAGAUCGUGCGGCUCGGGGGCGUCGGCCUGCUCCACUUCCUGCUCGACUCGUCGUUCGAGAUCCUCCAGAACGAGGGCCUCAAGGCCCUGAGGCAUCUGGUCAACCACAAGGAGGCGGAGAGCCGGCCCAAGCUCGUCGAGGACGGUCUGAUCGAUGUGGUGCUCAACGGGCUCACCAAGACCAAGAGCGACGACGUCGUGCUGGGUCUCGUCGCCCUUCUCUCCACCCUCGCCGACAACGACAAGUUCCGGGAGGAGUUGGUGGCCAAGAACGCGGACUCGGUGUUGGUCUCCCUCACGGCCUCGCCCGCCCAGACCGAGGCCAGCCAGACCCUCCGUGCCAAGAUCGGCCCCACCUCCAACCCAUGA
Messenger RNA from Acanthamoeba castellanii str. Neff, 1857 nucleotides. RefSeq names its product Armadillo/betacatenin-like repeat domain containing protein. The transcript has 12 exons. Gene Ontology annotation, biological process: positive regulation of GTPase activity. The record is from RefSeq and is a predicted model, not a curated record. Bases 1 to 1857 code for a protein of 618 amino acids. Gene Ontology annotation, cellular component: cytosol. Lineage: Eukaryota; Discosea; Longamoebia; Acanthamoebidae. Gene Ontology annotation, molecular function: guanyl-nucleotide exchange factor activity; protein binding.